This is a messenger RNA of Amphiprion ocellaris (clown anemonefish), 1453 nucleotides long. It is a transcript of the gene dynlt3, whose product is annotated as dynein light chain Tctex-type 3. Bases 109 to 456 code for a protein of 115 amino acids. Gene Ontology annotation, cellular component: cytoplasm; kinetochore; cytoplasmic dynein complex. The record is from RefSeq and is a predicted model, not a curated record. Gene Ontology annotation, biological process: microtubule-based movement. The transcript has 5 exons. Gene Ontology annotation, molecular function: dynein intermediate chain binding. Lineage: Eukaryota; Metazoa; Chordata; Actinopteri; Pomacentridae.
GGAAACGUCUUUUCUGCGCUCGUUGACUGUGAAGGAGCUGAACAGGAACAAUAACAGCAGCAGACCCCGGUUAACAAAGAACAUAGACGGUUUUCUGCGCCGGCAACGAUGGAGGAGUACAACUCUGGAGACGAGGUCGUGUUCAACGCAGAUGAGGCCAGUAUCUCAGUUAAAGAGUGCAUCGAAGGUGUGAUCGGUGGAACGGACUACAACCAGAGCAAAGUGAACCAGUGGACGGCCAGUGUCGUGGAGCAUUCACUGACUCACCUGGUGAAACAAGGACGGCCGUUCAAAUACAUAGUGAACUGUACCAUCAUGCAGAAGAGCGGUGCUGGACUCCACACAGCCAACUCCUGCUACUGGGACACUGCCACUGACGGAAGCUGCACUGUCCGGUGGGAGAAUCGCACCAUGUACUGCGUGGUCAGCGUGUUUGCUGUAGCUGUGGCGCUGUGACGGCAGCACAGAGCUGCACAACGCUCUGCUUCCAAACGCCGUGAUGUCUGAAGCCAAGCUGGAAGUCGCACCCUGACCAAGAAGCCACGAAGAUCCUCUGAUGAUCCACUCUGGUAGAAGCUGAUGUACAAGUAGUUUUUUUAUCUCCCUGCAGGCUGGAAAAACAAUUUCGGUUUGUGAGUCGGCAGCAAAUGUGCGAGUGACUAAAUGUUCUUUUGUAUUGGGCCGAAGCCGUGCUCAUGGAGAGUGAGUCUGAUGGAUUAACUUGCUAAAAAAAAAAAAAAAAAAAGUCACAUUUCAACAUGCUGUUUAGUUGAAAAGUGAACAUUGAAUAUUUAUAUAUCUUCCAGAAUUACUGUUACAUUUCCAGUAAGGUGAAACAGACUCUUUUUUUAGCCACGACAGCGGUAAUGGUAACGUUGGUUGGUCGGUCUGGGAUGUUCAUAUUUGCGGUGUUGAGUGAAAUACAUGAAAAUGUAUUUGAUGGAUUGCUCUUCUUUAAUAGUACACAGCUGUAACUGAGUUUUUAAUGUCUCAGGUUGUGCCGUCGUCAGGUCAAAAUUGUAACUUUUAAUUAAUGACCAAAUACCUGCAAAACUAUUGACCUUCCCAUCAGCCUCUGUGGUACCUGGUAUUAUAAAUAUAUUAUGCCAGGUACGUUUAUCAGCACGUUAGCACAAUAAUCUUAGCGUUUAUCUCAAAGCUCAGUCCUUCAGUGUUGCUAGCGUCGCUGCAGCUUUAUCUCCUUCAGGAAAUUCCCAAAUAAAACAGACUGAACUGUUACAGUAGUGAGAAGUGCUUAAGAAAAGUCAUUUUGUUUUAUUUAGUAGAUCGUUACAUGUCCACCUGUGUAAAGUGUUUCUACUAGUCCGUGUUGAUGUUUUACUAAUUUAUUUGUCUGUGCAGGCAUGUUCAUGAGUCUGAACAGCCAGAAAAUCCUUGAAUUUGCUUGUUAAACUGUUUAAAGCUAUUCAAUGAAUUAAAUUGUUAAAACUUU